CCGCUUCCUGUUGCCGCGACCCGGGCCCUGAGCUGUGGGCGCCCGGGCGCCCGAGGCUUCCCGGUGCGCUCCGCUAGGUCAGUCAUCACUGGAGGGUUGUUACUGACAUUUACUCAUCAUAAAAUGUGAUGUUAGACAGCCUACCAACUCAGAAUGCAGUCCCUGGCUUCCAGUGUACAGCUGCUACUGGUUGCCAGCAUGUUAUCUCUAAGGAACAUGGAGUUAUAAAUACAGCCAUACUUAAAUAGAAGAUGCUUGGCUGUCCAGAUAAGGAGAAAGUAUUUCGGUAAAAGCAAUGUUUUUGUGCUAUUCUAUGGUAGAAAUGAGGACAUAUACACGCAGUGACCCAAUGCUGUUUUCUUAUGGUGCAUCCUUUGUUUUUCUGGUUUUGGUCUUUUCAUCCUAGGAUGGCAUUAGCUCUGUGUCUGCAGGUGCUGUGCAGCCUGUGUGGCUGGCUCUCGCUCUAUAUUUCUUUCUGCCACCUGAAUAAGCACCGAAGCUAUGAGUGGAGCUGCCGGCUGGUUACUUUCACCCAUGGAGUCCUCUCCAUAGGCCUCUCGGCUUAUAUUGGCUUCAUUGAUGGCCCAUGGCCUUUUACCCACCCAGGCUCACCUAAUACACCCCUCCAAGUUCACGUUCUGUGUCUCACCUUGGGCUACUUCAUCUUUGACUUGGGAUGGUGCAUCUACUUCCGGUCUGAGGGUGCCCUGAUGCUGGCUCACCACACAUUGAGUAUCUUGGGCAUUAUCAUGGCCCUGGUGCUUGGGGAGUCAGGCACAGAAGUCAAUGCAGUCCUCUUUGGAAGUGAAAUUACCAAUCCCUUGCUACAGAUGCGCUGGUUUCUCCGUGAAACAGGGCACUAUCACAGUUUCACUGGAGAUGUAGUGGACUUCCUCUUUGUGGCUCUGUUCACUGGAGUGAGGAUUGGCGUAGGAGCUCGCCUCCUCUUCUGUGAAAUGAUUUCACCCACGCCCAAGUGGUUUGUGAAGGUUGGGGGAGUAGCUAUGUAUGGUGUGUCUUGGUGUUUUAUGUUUAACAUCUGGCGCUUUGCAUGGAAGAAAAGCAUCAAGAAGUACCACGCUUGGAGAAGCAGGUGGAGUGAGGAACGGCAGCUAAAACAUAAUGGACAUCUCAAGACACACUAGCCACGACUUGCUUCAGAUAAUGGGUUGGGUUAGUCAGCCAUGGGAACAAGGUUGGAAAUAUGGCUGUUAUGGAAGUACGCUUAAACUUAGGUUUCAGAAAAGGGCUAAA
Molecule: messenger RNA, 1254 nt
Organism: Propithecus coquereli (Coquerel's sifaka)
Lineage: Eukaryota; Metazoa; Chordata; Mammalia; Primates; Indriidae
Gene: TLCD5
Product: transmembrane protein 136
Exons: 3
Coding region: 363-1145 (260 amino acids)
Cellular component (GO): membrane
Source: RefSeq, a predicted model, not a curated record